AUGUGGGCUGCUUUAUUAUUGUUACUGUCACUGCUGGUACUAUGUAGGUUAUCACUGUUAGCAGAUGCAACGGCUGGUCUAGUUCAUCGACGAUUCGAAUAUAAGCACAGCUUCCGUGCACCAGACUUAUCACAACGCGAUGGUUCGAUACCGUUCUGGACGAUGAGCGGAGAUGCUGUGGCAUCCAAGGAACAGCUUCGGCUGGCUCCCUCAAUGAGGAGUCGCAGAGGGCUUGCGUGGAACAAGCGUUUUAUGGGCGAAUCGGAGCAUUUCGAAAUUCAAAUGGCUUUCCGUGUAACAGGCCAGGGUCGUAUCGGUGCUGAUGGGAUUGGUGUUUGGUAUACAGCUCAUCAACCUACACUUGGUCCUGUAAGUCGUCUUCAGGUAAAAACUCUCGAACUGACAAAUGUGCGUUAUUCGUUUGCACUUCUAACUACUUGUUUCUUUGAUAUAAUUCUUGAAUUGUUUUCGGUGUUUGGUGCGAAUGAUUAUUGGACAGGAAUGGGACUGUUCCUCGAUUCGUUUGAUAACGAUGCUCAGAAAAAUAACCCUUUCAUAGCGCUAAUGAUUAACGAUGGCACAAGGCAGUACGAUCAUCAGACCGAUGGCUCGCAG
Gongylonema pulchrum is the source of this 615-nucleotide messenger RNA. Lineage: Eukaryota; Metazoa; Nematoda; Chromadorea; Rhabditida; Gongylonematidae. The record is from the annotation of a GenBank genome assembly.